Molecule: messenger RNA, 1038 nt
Organism: Micromonas commoda
Lineage: Eukaryota; Viridiplantae; Chlorophyta; Mamiellophyceae; Mamiellales; Mamiellaceae
Gene: CUP250
Exons: 4
Coding region: 277-789 (170 amino acids)
Source: RefSeq, a predicted model, not a curated record
GGUGAUAGCCGCAGCACAGCCGUGCGUCGUGCCUGAAGUCGACCUCAUAUCAGAACAUUUGGAAGUUAACCAAAUAGUUUCCCGAGCAUCUGUAAAUCAAAUCAAAAGAUUCAUCAGAGGUGAGUUUGAGACUCCACUGGCACCAGCAGCGGGCAGGCGAAAUUUCAAGACGUGACACAGACCACCUUGACCGCGUGAGACUUCAGCGCGGAAGCGCAGUUUGUCUCCUCUGGGCGAUCAGACCACUUAUAAGCGUUUGUCUCACAGCUAUUCCUUAUGAGAUAUUCGCGGCUCACGGCCAGGGAUGAAGUGGCUGUAAACGCAGGCUCCUCGCUCGAAAAUGUUCUUAGCAACCAGUACAGGGCGAAGGCUCGGCGACAGAUCCGAGAAAAAAUUGAAAGGCUACUCUGGCUCAUCUUCUCCUUGACUACGAUAUGGUAUGGCGAUGGGAAGAUCAACCUCGUAACGUGGCUGUAUAAUCGUUAUUCGGCAGUCAGAACCUGGUUUCUUCUCGCUCUGUUCGCAAUCUCUGCAAACGGGAUAAUCCUGAUGUAUCUCAUACAUCGACAUGAUCUUCACCGAAAAGGCUCAAGGUGGGAGAGUCAAGCAAGUUGGGCGGUCCCUACGUCUUGUUGUCUGGGGUUUGUAUCAUUCGUCGGGUUUGGAGCUGUAUUAUGGCCUAUUUAUAGUUGGGUCACCCCGAUUGCCGAGGUAGUACUGUGCAUGGGCCUCUUGAUGUCAAGCUAUUUUGUACCAAGUUUGAAUCAACUACCACAAAAGCUAAGUUGACGAGACCAUUCAAACAACACAUGCAACAUUCAUGACGAUAUUUCGAGCACGAAAAACCAAACGAAAGCUCGAUCUUAACACGCGACGCGUGUUAAAUCUGCUUCAAGCUGCAAUUGAGGUCUCGCGUCCUUAGGACUUCAUAGACUACUUGAACAAACAUAUGGUACCUUCGUACCUAAAUUUGUUGGGAGUUCUUCACCAACGGAACUCUCCGUUUCCUCUUCCGAAUAAAAUGUCUCUAUUCUCGAG